GGGUGGAGAAAAGAUACAGAAGAAAGGGUACUCUGGUCUUGCUACUUAUGUGGGUCAUAAGGCGAAAAUCGUUUGUUGCUGUAGUGAUCCCUUCCGAAACGUUUUCUUUUCUGUGGAUGGCUUUUCGGAGGGGGACCUGCUGGUCUCGAGGUGCUUCCCACGGGACAACUCGUCCGUGUCCUUUUACGCGCUGCCACGGGGUAGCGGUGGGGGUAGCGGCAGGGGUAGCACUGGGGGUGGUGGGAACGAUGGCCAGACACCACGCCAAAGCCGCCCCCCUGACACCUCCCUACGGAGAGCGAGCGAUCUAUUCAAUGAGGGCAGAGUGCUCAUUACGAUCCACAAGCAGUUCGUCCUCGUGAAUGUAUACGCCCCCUACUCUGGGUGCAACUACAACCGAUUGGAUUACAAAAUGAGGUUUCUCCACGCCGUUCGAAGCAAGCUCCUUGAGCUGAGAAUAACAACGGGUCUUCCUAUCAUCCUCGUGGGAGAUCUCAACAUAUCCUUCCGAAACAGAGAUGUGCACUACCUGAACAAUAUAGUAAAUCUGGAUGAGCUACAAAAACAAAUAAACAAGGUCAGCAUACGAGAGGACCUAAAGAAAAGGAUAUGCAAACAGAUACCUCUCAUCAUUGAGACACUGAGCAGUCGAGAUAAUUUUGUCAUUAAGAAACAGAAAGGAGAAAAUGGAGAGUCGUUUAGACUGUACUUAAAAAUUAAGGGGGAAGUCAAAAGGUGCUGCACCAAAUUUGUGAAGAACCUACUCUGUGAGGAUAAAAUGGUAGAUCUUUUUUCCUUUUUCUAUCCAUCACUUAACGGGAAGUUCACCUGUUGGGACACGUAUAAACAGCACCGGAUGAGUAAUGAGGGCUCUCGUAUCGAUUACAUUUUUGUGGACUUUGUUCUGUAUGAGCGUCUGAUCAGGGGGCACUCCCAUUUGUACGAAUCCCCAGUCGUUUUAACUGACGAGCUUAGGGGGUGGUUGUGCCGGGGGGGUGGCCCCAGCGAGGCGACCCGUGGCGAAGCAAACAAUCGCGUGGUAACCGGUGAUGCCCCUCACAAUGCGGCAGACACUCAUGACGUUGCUACCCCUGGCAGUGCCGCUACCCCCCGCCAGCGGAGCUACCUCUGGGUAAAUUCCCCCGAGAACAACUGCAACUAUGCCAACUACUUCAAUCGGCUAAGAAAAAAAACGGGCAGAAUCCCCACGGAGGAUGAAGCAGUAAGCGAACACGAAGAAGAAAUAUAUCACUUCCAAUUUAAGCUCCGAAGUUACAUCGGCUUUAUCUACACCUCCCCGAGGCUCAGCGACCACAUAGCAGUUAACUGUACCUUCUUGACCAAGGCAAAGUCGGACGGAAAAAAGAAAAGAAAACAAAUACCCAUAUGUUUUUCAGCAGAAGCUACCAUACCUCUGCGCAACUUCUGCUUCUCAACAGAGCAGUAUGCUUCCUUUUUGCCACUCUACUUAAUUGACACUCCGCUUUUUUCUGGAUACGCUUUCAAGUUCUUACAACCUGUUCAUGCGCAUGGCGGCACGUGUCCCAGCGUCGCGCAGGCGCAGCCACACAAAAAGACUAACAAGAUAACGCAGUACUUUAGCAUAAAAAGGGGCAAGCGUUA
Messenger RNA from Plasmodium cynomolgi strain B, 1623 nucleotides. Its product is annotated as exodeoxyribonuclease III. The annotation marks the transcript as partial. The transcript has 2 exons. Lineage: Eukaryota; Apicomplexa; Aconoidasida; Haemosporida; Plasmodiidae. Gene Ontology annotation, cellular component: nucleus. Gene Ontology annotation, molecular function: double-stranded DNA 3'-5' DNA exonuclease activity; phosphoric diester hydrolase activity; DNA-(apurinic or apyrimidinic site) endonuclease activity. The record is from RefSeq and is a predicted model, not a curated record. Gene Ontology annotation, biological process: base-excision repair.